Messenger RNA from Musa acuminata subsp. malaccensis (wild Malaysian banana), 3030 nucleotides. Lineage: Eukaryota; Viridiplantae; Streptophyta; Magnoliopsida; Zingiberales; Musaceae. The record is from RefSeq and is a predicted model, not a curated record.
AUGGCUGCAGCUGGUAGCGGCAGUUUCCAGUGCGGACGUAUUGCCUCGAAGCGUCUCAUGAUGCUCGUGGCCUUACUUCUCGUCUCCUGCUGCCUCGGCCAUGGCUUCGGCGAUGAGGAUCAUGUGGAGGUGGAGGGAAUCAACAGCAGUUGCAUGGAGAGCGAGAGGAGAGCUCUCCUCGCCAUCAAAUCCGAUAUGUACGACCCCGGCGACAGGUUUUCUUCUUGGACCGGCAAAGACUGCUGUGGGUGGAGAGGUGUGGCCUGCGACCACACCACCGGCCAUGUCACCAAGCUCGACCUCAGCUACCACGACACAUACACAUUCAUAUACCCAGACCCAUACUUAUACACAACCGAUAUGUGGGAUGUGUUCAACGACGGGGAUACAAUAGGCGUCAGCAAGGUAAAUCCAUCUUUGCAAGAAUUGAAGCAUUUGAAGUAUUUGGAUUUGAGCAUGAAUAACUUCUCCUACGCCCCUGUGCCCAAAAUGAUCGCUUCACUAGUCCACUUGGAAUAUCUCAACCUAUCUUAUGCCACGUUCGAUGGACUGAUUCCUCCUCAGUUGGGGAACCUCUCAAACCUACACUAUCUCGACCUUCACGGAUGGUAUUAUGAUGAUUUUCUACAUGUUGAUGAUCUCGAUUGGCUCUCCCGUAUUCCUUCUCUAAAAUAUCUUGACAUGAGUUAUGUCAACCUCUCCGAAGCAACCAAUUGGUUCUACAUAAUUAAUUCAAUCUCCACACUUGAAGUGCUACAUUUGAUUUAUGUAGACCUGCCAUAUGUUCCAUCUCCUUUGCCCCCUUUCAAUCUAACAUCCAUUGCUACGUUGGAUCUGUCUUGGAAUUCCAACAUCCCGUCUGCCAUGCUAAGAUGGCUUUCUAACGCCACCAGCCUCGAGUACCUCCUUCUUUCUGGCUGUCGGAGUCUCACUAUCGAGUCGCUACAAGUUGCUCUAGGAGCUCUCAGUAAUCUGAAGGGAUUGGAUUUGUCGUACAACUCCCUUCAAGGAACAAUUCUUGGAAUUCUGAACAAUGUCAGUAGCAGGGACUUCAAGCAUCUAGACUUGAGCAACAAUGGUUUAUCCGGAGAUAUUCCACAAACUCUAUGGAGACUGAGACGCCUGGAGUACCUAGACUUACAUCGGAAUUUUUAUUUCAAGAUACCAAAAUCCAUUGGAGGUCUUCAAAAUCUGCAGAUGUUAUCUUUAGAGGAUAAUCUUAUUUCUGGACAGAUACCAGAAACUAUUGGGGGUCUCCAAAAUUUGAAGUUGUUGAUUCUUGAUUUUAACUCCAUUACUGGGCAAAUACCAAAUACGAUUGGUAGACUCCAUAGCUUGCUGCACUUGGACAUAUCACACAACAAUUUAUCAGGUCCGCUACCAAAAACUAUGGGUAGUCUGUGCAACUUGACCGUGCUGGAUUUGGUUUCUAACAACAUUAGUGGGGAGCUAACCGAUCUAUUUGAUGGUUUAUCCACCUGCGCACAAGGGGCAUCUUUACUUGCCUUAUAUAUGCAGGUUAACCAUUUAAGCGGCACUAUUCCUUCAAGUAUGGGUCAAUUAUCUCGAUUAGGAGAUAUAUUCCUCUCCUCAAACUCUUUGGUAGGUAACAUCACCGAAGCACAUUUUUCUAAUCUCACAAACUUAAUGGCAUUAGAAAUAUCUUUCAACUCCUUUGACAUAAUCCUACCAAAUGAUUGGCAUCCCCCAUUUAAUGUCAAAUAUCUUGGCAUGAGUUUUUCUCAUUUAAGAGCUGAAUUGCCUGCUUGGCUUCAAACUCAGACACGAUUAACAUUUCUAUAUCUACGUCAAGUUGGACUCUACGGCAACCUCCCGGUUUGGUUUGCAAAUUUCUCAAGAGGGUUGCAGAAUCUUGACAUGGGCUCUAACAAUUUGCAAGGUCAAUUACCUUUUGCUCCCCAAUCGAUAUUGGAUCUCUCCAAUAACUCAUUUGCUGGACCCAUUCCCCCGAGCUUCGCAAAAGCUAUGAGUCUCUCUCAAUUAUUUUUGUCUCAUAAUCAUAUAAGUGGUGGCUUUCCUCCCUUCUUUUGCAAAAUGAAAUCACUUCAAAUUCUUGACUUAUCUAACAAUCAUUUAAUUGGAGAAGUCCCGAUUUGUGAAAAUAAAUUAUUUGAUAAAAUUCCGAAAUGGAUAGGAAGAAACCUCUCAUCAUUGAAGGUUCUUCGGUUGAGGUCAAACUUAUUAUAUGGUGUUAUCCCCGAGAACAUAGUGAAUCUCACUUCUCUUCAGGUUUUGGAUCUUUCUUCCAACAAUUUAUUUGGUAGCCUACCAUCAUCUCUAGGAAAUUUCACUGCCAUGAUUGAGGUACAAAACGAUACGAGGUCAUUGCUUGAAGAUAACUAUUCUUACAACGAGAGCAUCUUAGUCACAACAAAGGGAUCAAUGGUUGAGUACACAACCAUUCUCUGGCUGGUGACAUGCAUAGACUUGUCAAAUAAUCAUCUCUCUGGUGAAAUCCCAAAAGAACUGACAAAGCUUCUCGGAUUGCGCUUCCUAAACUUAUCCAACAAUCAUUUGACGGGGAGGAUUCCAAAAAACAUUGGUGACAUGAAAAUAUUGGAAUCGCUUGACUUAUCAGUGAACAGUCUCACAGGGGAGAUACCUUCGAGCUUUUCUGCAAUGAAUUUUCUGGCUCGUUUGAAUCUGUCUUAUAACAACUUAUCAGGAAAAAUACCAACGAGUGGUCAAUUGUCGACCUUUGACUCAUGGACAUAUGUGGGUAACAAAGACCUUUGCGGUACGCCACUGCCAGAUUGCCCUGUUUAUCAAACUCCACCUGACGCACGAGUUAAACAUGAAGACGACGACAAGCUCGACAAAUUAUUGGAGUACACCGGUAUUGUGGUUGGAUUUGUGGUUGGCUUUUGGCUGUUUAUCGGCACGCUCAUCAUGAAGCAGGCCAUCAGAUUCGCUUUCUUCCGACGGAUCGACAAGACCAUUGACUGGAUCUAUGUUCAGUUUGCAGUUACGCUUGCGAAGCUCAAAUCCAAAUGGCAAACAACGACAUGA